AGCGGAUUGUGUACCGAGUAUAUUCAUUUGCACACCGUCCGAUACAUCGUGUUACAGUUUGAAACUUCUUUUGGACACAUUUAUGCAGAGAAUAGUUUUUUCGUAAAAUACUGUUAAGUUUUAUUGUUUACAUCGGAACGCCGUUAUUUAUUUUAGUAGUGUAUACUGUGUUGCGCAUUCAAAGAGUUGCAAAUACUUAGCUGGUAAUUCAUAAUGGCAGCGACGUGGUGCUCUGCAAUAGUGACUUUACUUGCUGUCGGCCAAGGUCUUGGAAGACCGGAACCACCUGUAACUGGUUUCGGAAGUAGUGGCGGAAAUUUACAAUUGGAUAGCUAUGCGGCGCCUAUAAGUGGCGGUAGCAGCGGUUCGUAUCCAAGCGGAGGACCACCACCAAUGUAUGGUCCACCUGUAUUGAUGCAAGCACCAGUUAUACAUAAACAUGUGUACGUUCAUGUACCACCCCCAGAGCCCACGACCUAUGUACCCAAAAGGCCAGUGCAACCACCACAACCACCACAGAAACACUACAAAAUCGUAUUCAUCAAGGCACCAACUCCACCAACUCCCACUGCACCUGAAAUACCACCAUUACCACCGGCAGUCGAACAAAAAACACUCAUCUACGUGUUAGUUAAGAAACCCGAAGAACAACCUGAAAUCCAUAUUCCCACCCCGGCUCCAACACAACCGUCCAAACCAGAAGUAUACUUUAUCAGAUACAAGACACAGAAACAAGAAGGAUAUCCAAAUUCUGUCGCUAAUUCCGAAUACGGACCACCAGCUAGUCCAUCACCGUCGAUAGGACCAUCAGAAAGUUACGGUUCACCAUCGCCAUCUACCGGAUAUGGCGCACCUUCCGGACCGGGAAGCGGAAAUCUAUUUUAAAAACUAGAAACCGAAUCGUCCGAAGUACGCGAAGAAUAAAUAAAUUCAAAAAUCGUCAAUAAUCUUUAUAUAAAUCUUACCAAAAACAUAAAUUUUAUGUAACACGAUGACACUAAAUAAACCUUUAUAAAGUAUAAUAAAAAAAAAAA
Molecule: messenger RNA, 1034 nt
Organism: Daktulosphaira vitifoliae (grape phylloxera)
Lineage: Eukaryota; Metazoa; Arthropoda; Insecta; Hemiptera; Phylloxeridae
Gene: TwdlE
Exons: 3
Coding region: 214-885 (223 amino acids)
Source: RefSeq, a predicted model, not a curated record